CGUGAGUCGUGCGUAGACUAUUACGAAAUUUUAAACUAAGCGGAGUGUUCAGAAACAUGUCGACAACGACGCAGAGCGAAGACGAUCCGCCGUAUAUGAAAGUUUCCCCAGAACUGCUGCACGACCUACGAGGCGUCGAUCCUACGGAAAAAAUCGACAUACCCGAAAUACCAGAAAAGAGAAAAUGCACGGACGUGCGCUGGCCUAUUCCGAUAGUGCUGAUUACGUCCCUGUGGAUAACAAUGACGGUCGUCGGAGCGCUUUCCAUUGACGUUCGAAAAAUUGUGAACGGCGUCGACGAAUGUGGCAAUACAUGUGGAGUGAGCAACGUACAAGUGAAACGAGAAGGUUGCGAAGCGAAAGAUUACACGAAUUAUCCGAUAAAUAUCUACGAAAACGAAUCUAGAUGCGUCCAAGGAUGCGAGGAAUCGAAAGAGCUAAUCUUCAAUCGGUGCGUCAACGAGAAGAACGAGAAAAGUUCGGUCGUACUGUUCCUACGCCUAAUGGAUACGUUGUUCAAGAAAAAGUUCCUUUUCCUCAUUCCAGUUGCUAUCGCUAUUGUUUUUAGUUUUUUCGCAUUUGUUGGCUACUGCUUAUUCACGAAUUUUACUUACUGGUUUUCCCUCAUGGCGACCGUCGUAGUAUGGGCAAUAUGGGCGGGGCUGACUUGGAACUGGUUUUUGCAAGAAGACAACAUGAGGGUGCUCGUUGCAGCAGUCAUCCUCACAGUUCUCGUGGUCGCUUUUAUGGGUGUUUUAAUUCACGCUUUACUGUCGGACAGGUAUUCACUGAUCGUCGCACUUGCAGCCGAAGCUUCCAUGACCAUUUUCAAGUUACCGGUGCUCCUCGUUUUUCCUCUUAUGCCUCUACUGGUCGUGUUUGCCAUGCAUAGUUAUUGGGUUUACAUGUUGUUGGUGACCAUAGGUAUUCUACUCGACAGUGUUACCGGAGUUGUUACUGCAGAUGUGAAUUUCGUGCUUUUCGCAGUCUGGUUCCAUUUGGCGAUAGCGCUUUUCAUAUUACUAACGUCAAUAAUGAACGGCUUUCAGUGUAUGGUCGUUGCCGGAGCCGUCGGCUCCUCCUACUUCACUAGGGACAAAACUACGGUGAAAAUUACGGCGUUCACAAAUAGUUUAUACGUGACAUUACGGUACCACCUCGGUACCAUAGCUGUGGGGUCGCUGUUCAUACAGUCGUUGAGCGUAACAAGAAGUCUAACGCACUGUGCGAGACAGCAUUUGCACGGCAGACCUCUACUGUCUAGCUGCUACCAUUGUCUGCUGCGUUGCACCUCGUUCCUAGAGGAAACUGCUCAGUACGUCGCCAAGAGAGCGUACAUUAUGACAGCUUUUCAUGGCACGGGAAUCGUCAAGUCAGGUAAACGUGCCGCCAGACUGACAUGGUGCAUCUUACUACAGAACUUUAUGGUAGAAACGGCGGCUUGCGAUACCAUGAAUUGUACAGGAGUGGGGAUUUUUCUCGCGACGAUGCUCAUUAGCGUCAAUUUCUGUACGGACGACAUACAACACAACUUUCUUCCUGUACUGCUGGCGGCAAUUUAUGUAGCGACGGUACUCUUCUUCUACAUUUCGCUGAUGAAUAUUGCCAUGGUAACGAUCUAUUUGUGUUCUUGCGAAGACAUACUCAUGAACGACGGAAGUACCCGCCAGCCGUAUUUUAUGUCAAGACGUGUCCUGGGUAUGAUGACGACGGCGACGCACGUUGCCGCCCUAGAGGAACUGAAAAGACGUCAGCGUUCGGAGAGAUCGUGGUGUUUCAAUAGAAAUGGCAAAGACAAUAGAUGUUUAGAUCAAAUGAUGUCAUUUGAGCUCGUGCGAAGUUUCAAAAGGUGCACCUUGCGUGUCACGUUACCAAAAUUUAUCGGGAGUGUUAGAAUCAUGUCGAAUUUAACGAGAUUCGAAAAUGAACAGGAUUACAAGAAAAUUCCUCCGCAGCUGCUCUACGAGUUUAGACAAGUCGGGCCUACAGAUCCAAUUUACAUACCGGAGGUUGCGAGGAACAGGAAAUGUACCAACAUAUUUUGCCUUUUACCGGUAAUCAUAAUCCUUGUGUUAUGGAUCGUUUUUGCGAUUAUGAUAAUGUCAAAUGUAGAAACUAGAGUCGUCGUGUAUGGGGUGGAUGAUUGUGGUAAUGUGUGUGGAAUGAAUAAUGUAAAAACGAUACAUCAAGUGGAGCACUGCGUACCGAAAGAUUAUACAGACUAUCCAAUAAAUGAAAUGCACCCCGGUGGAGGUUGGUCGUGCGUUAAAACAUGCGAAAAACCGUUAGUUUUCAAUAGAUGCAUUUACGAAGGAUAUGAGGAUCGCUUUACACCCACUUUGAAAGCGUUGCACUAUUAUUAUACUAGUUGGAAAAUUUGGCUUCCGUUUGUGGCAAUUACGAUUGCUGGAUGCAUUCUUCUGUUUCUGGCCUACCGGUUUUUCACUGCUGUUACUUACUGGGUCUUCCAAAUGUUGACUUGUGCGCUACUUGUGGCAUACGCAGGGGUAUUUUGGUAUAUAACUGUGGCACGAACUAUCGCGGGCAUAUUUGUUGCAAUCGGCUUUACAAUUUGUCUGAUCGUGUAUGUAAGCAUAAUAGCUUUUAUUAUAUACACUGGCCGAUACAAACUGAUCAUCGGAAUUAUAGCCGAAGCGUCGAUUGCCGUCUUUAAAAUCCCAGCUCUCCUGGUUGUGCCUUUGAUAUCUAUGCUAAUCGUGCUUCUCAUGUACACUGCUUUGUCCUAUAUCUUUGUGGGCUACGUGUUAAAUGCCAUUACUAUCUAUUAUGGCGAAGAUUUUUAUUGGAAGACGGACUACGUGGACUUAACACUUGCAUAUCAUAACCCUGGAGUUUUUUUCUGCUAUGUAUUUUUUGCAUCACUCGGUUUUUAUCUGGUGCACGCAUUCAUCAACGGAUUGCAGUGCAUGGUCGUUGCCGGUUCUGUUGCCACAUACUACUUCACAAAGGAUAAACUUACCGUCAGCAACACCGCUUUGGUAAACAGUUUCUAUGUAACGGUACGAUACCACCUUGGUACCGUGGCCGCUGGGUCGAUAGUAAUAACUACACUAAGCGCGACGAGAGGAUUGACACACUUAGCAAGAUACAGCAUUGCCGAUGAUUCUGUUUUGUUAAUCGCCUGUUACUACUGUUUACUUUGUUGCAUCUGUCUUCUCGAAGAAAUAGCUCAAUAUUUUGCCAAGAGAGCGUACAUGAUGACAGCGAUGCAUGGCAAAGGACUAUUAGAUUCAGGUAUACGCGCUGCCCGGCUUCUAUGGCACUUCUUGCUGGACACUGUAAUGGUGGAUGCUAUGGCUAUCUCUGCAUUGAAUACUGCAGGAGUUUGGCUGUAUAUGACAAUAUUAGCUUUCAUACCUUUGUUUUAUGUACCAGAUGAGCUGGAGUCUUUACUCCCUAUGGUUUUCGCGAUGGUCCUUAUUGGGACCACUACGUUCUUCUACAUUUCUAUAUUGAACGUUGCUGUUUCAACAUUGUUUCUAUGCAUUUGCGAAGAUAAAGUAAUGAACAACGGCAGCACUAGCCUUCCGUACUUCAUGUCGAAGAGUUUAGCAGCAGUCAUGAUCGAGACCGAAGAAAUGGUCAAAACCAAGCAAGAGAAAAGACGACAUCGAUUUUCAGAAAACUGAUUGAUCAUGAGUGAAUCGUCAACAAAAUUAUUUGAUUAUUAUUGAUCAAAUUAUUGUGUACAAACUGGUGGUGAAUAAAAAUUGUUCUUUGUUUUAA
Molecule: messenger RNA, 3747 nt
Organism: Zophobas morio
Lineage: Eukaryota; Metazoa; Arthropoda; Insecta; Coleoptera; Tenebrionidae
Exons: 29
Coding region: 57-3650 (1197 amino acids)
Biological process (GO): transmembrane transport
Molecular function (GO): transmembrane transporter activity
Source: RefSeq, a predicted model, not a curated record